AUUGGACCUCCAAGUUCUCCAACAGCCUCGAGCCGGGGACACGGUUCACUGAACCUCUGGAACCGGGCUGACGGGAGGCUGAAGAGAUGCGAGUACGGAUACACGACAGGUCUUGAAUGUUUCUCUUUUGGGAUGUUGCACACCCAGCCAUUCGUUAGGUAACCAGGUCUUCACGAAAUACCGUGAGCCCGACCUCGCCCAACUCCCGCGGCCCGGCGGUCUGCAACUCAAAACCGAGACUGCUCGCGGGGCGCGUUGUGGGCAUGCCAAGAUGAUCACGUUGCUGAUCUAUUCGGCUCUCUUUUGCAUAUUCACCUUGGCAGCUCUUGCGGCCUACCUAACGCUCACACUUACCAAGUACAAUCGACCUCCAGCGGGCUCGAGGGAAGGACCCGUAUCCGUCCAUGUUCUAGUCCUAGGCGACAUUGGACGCAGCCCCCGCAUGACAUAUCAUGCCUUGAGCGUAGCCAAACAUGGGGGAAAGGUGAACUUGAUCGGGUAUCUCGAAACCUCACCCCAUCCGGACGUUGUGGGUAAUCCCAACAUCACAAUCAACCCCCUUCCCACGCCUCCGUGCAGACCGGCGGCCAUUCCGUUCAUAUUAUUUGCCCCGUGGAAGGUCCUCUAUCAAGUCUCCCACCUCGCCGGCCUCCUCAGCCACGUGCCACCAGCCCAAUGGAUCCUGGUCCAGAACCCGCCAUCCAUCCCGACCCUCGCCGUGGCCGGUUUGAUCUGCUUCCUGCGCAAUAGCAAGCUGAUAAUCGACUGGCACAACUACGGCUGGUCCAUCCUGGCGGGAACUCGAGGCCCCAAGCACCCGCUCGUUGCGCUCUCCAAACUCUACGAAUGCUACUUCGGCCGGCUGGGCUCUCUCCACCUCACAGUAACUCAGGCAAUGGCGCGCCAGCUGCGUAGCCCGCCGUAUUCUAUCGCUCAACCCAUGUUGGCCGUGCACGACCGACCCGCGGCGCUUUUCCAGCCGCUCCCGUCGCCUUCGGCGAGAGAGGAGAUUCUGAAGCGGGUCCUCCCCGACCCAGAGAAGGAGCUGAUCCCCAAUCUCCUGGAUGGCACCAUGCGCCUCGUGGUGAGCAGCACAAGCUGGACCCCCGACGAGGACUUCUCCCUCCUGCUAGAUGCGCUGGAGCAGUACGCGCACGCUCCUGCCUCCUCCACACCGAUGGCAGUGCCGAUCCUGGCCGUGAUAACAGGCAAGGGCCCGCAAAAAGAACUCUACCUGCGAAAGAUCGCCGAGCUCACCGCGGCCGGGAAGCUGCCCAACGUGAGGGUCGUGGCGGCCUUCCUGCCAUUUGGCGACUACGCCGGUCUGCUGGCGUGUGCGGAUCUGGGGAUCUGUCUGCACAUGAGCAGCUCGGGCGUCGAUCUACCGAUGAAGGUUGUGGACAUGUUUGGCGCGGGCCUGCCGGUGGUGGCGUACUCUGGUUACGAGAGUUUUGGGGAGUUGGUCAGGGAAGGAGAGAAUGGAAGGGGAUUUGAAACAGCCGAGGAACUGGCCGAGAUCCUUCUACAUCUGCUCAGCGACGGCGGGGGCGCGGAGUUGGAGAGGUUGCGAAGAGGAGCUGUGAAGGAGGGGAGUAGGCGGUGGGACGAGGAGUGGGAUUCAAAGGUGGGCACGGUCCUGGGACUAGUGUCAUGAGGACGCCUCAACGCUUCUCGUGCGGGCGAGACGAUGGCGCCGAAGCUACGGCUUAUGUUUGGCUUUUCUUUUAGCGGAGUACAGGAGAGUCGCGUUGUUUGCCGCUGU
Messenger RNA from Chaetomium strumarium, 1762 nucleotides. Its product is annotated as glycosyl transferases group 1-domain-containing protein. Gene Ontology annotation, molecular function: mannosyltransferase activity. The transcript is spliced from 2 exons. Bases 272 to 1654 code for a protein of 460 amino acids. NCBI's taxonomy places the organism in Eukaryota, Fungi, Ascomycota, Sordariomycetes, Sordariales, Chaetomiaceae. Gene Ontology annotation, cellular component: endoplasmic reticulum. The record is from RefSeq and is a predicted model, not a curated record.